Rubroshorea leprosula is the source of this 2013-nucleotide messenger RNA. NCBI's taxonomy places the organism in Eukaryota, Viridiplantae, Streptophyta, Magnoliopsida, Malvales, Dipterocarpaceae. The record is from the annotation of a GenBank genome assembly.
GCACAAGAACACACGAGUUUCCUUUCUCUGUCUCCAAGAAAAACAGUUUCCCUCUGCUUCUAACACAGAAAAUCAAAGGGAAAAAACAGUAGGGUAAUGGCUUUGGAAGAUGGGGUUGAUGAUUAUACACAGGAUGGCACUGUAGACCUUAAAGGAAACCCAGUUAGGAGAUCCAAGAGAGGAGGAUGGACUGCUUGCUCCUUUGUUGUUGUGUAUGAGGUAUUUGAACGCAUGGCCUAUUAUGGCAUAUCAAGCAAUCUUGUGGUAUAUUUGACAAAUAAGCUGCAUGAGGGCACUGUCAAGUCCUCCAACAAUGUUACCAACUGGGUUGGCACCAUAUGGCUGACCCCAAUCUUGGGCGCCUACAUCGCAGACGCCCAUCUCGGCCGCUACUGGACCUUUGUCAUUGCUUCAGUAAUCUAUCUAUCUGGAAUGUUAUUGCUAACAUUAUCAGUGUCACUUCCUGCACUAAAACCACCAUCAUGUACUCAAUCCAAUGCGGGGGACUGCAAAAGGGCUUCAACUUUACAAUUAGCUGUGUAUUUUGGUGCCCUGUACACUCUAGCAGUGGGUACAGGUGGGACAAAGCCUAACAUUUCGACCAUUGGUGCCGACCAGUUUGAUGAUUUCCAUCCCAAGGAGAAGGCUCACAAGUUGACUUUCUUCAACUGGUGGAUGUUUAGCAUCUUCUUUGGAACACUGUUUGCUAACACAGUUCUUGUGUACAUACAAGAUAAUGUGGGCUGGACCUUGGGCUAUGGUCUGCCUACUAUUGGGCUUUUGAUUUCUGUUUUGAUUUUCUUGGCAGGCACACCCUUCUAUAGGCACAGGGUGCCUGCGGGAAGUACCUUCACAAGGAUGGCUAGGGUCAUUGUGGCUGCCCUAAGGAAAUGGAGGGUGCCUCUUCCUAGUGACCCUAAAGAACUCUAUGAACUUGACUUGGGAGAGUAUGACAAGAAAGGGAAAUUUAGGAUUGAUUCAACUCCAUCCUUUAGGUUCCUCAACAAAGCUUCUAUAAAAACAGAUUCCACAGAUCCAUGGAUGUUAUGCUCGGUAACCCAAGUAGAGGAAACAAAGCAAAUGCUAAGGAUGAUUCCUAUAUUGAUAUGUACAUUUGUUCCAAGCACCAUGAUUGCUCAAAUCAAUACCCUCUUUGUAAAACAGGGCACUACCCUUGAUAGAGCCAUUGGCAGCUUCAAGGUACCCCCAGCAAGUUUGAUAGCAUUUGUGACAUUAUCCAUGCUUAUUUCUGUUGUUCUAUAUGAUCGGUUUUUUGUGGCAAUCAUGCAAAGAUGGACAAAGAACCCAAGAGGCAUAACUCUCCUUCAAAGAAUGGGGAUUGGUUUGGCUUUCCAUAUCGUAAUCAUGUUGGUUGCAUCUUUCACUGAAAGGUACAGAUUGAAAGUAGCCAGGGAACAUGGGUUGGUUCAAAAUGGGGGCCAACUGCCGUUAACGAUAUUCAUUUUACUUCCUCAGUUUGUGCUUAUGGGAAUGGCUGAUGCUUUUUUAGAAGUGGCAAAGAUUGAGUUCUUCUAUGAUCAGGCACCAGAAGACAUGAAGAGUCUUGGGACAUCCUAUGCCACCACUAGUUUAGGAGUUGGGAAUUUUAUCAGUAGCUUUCUUCUUUCAACAGUUUCUCACGUCACAAGCAGAGAUGGCCACCAGGGAUGGAUACUAAACAACCUGAAUGCUUCUCAUCUGGACUACUAUUACGCAUUUUUCGCUAUAUUGAACUUCUUGAACCUCAUAUUCUUCUUGGUUGUGAUCAAGUUUUAUGUGUACAAGGCUGAAGUCUCGAAUUCAAUAGAAGUACUUACCGAAGAACUGAAGGUCAUGAGAUUAAGGACAUCAAACCCAGAAGAGACUAGACCUUAGAUUCAAGAUUACGAUCUUGAAUGUCAUAGCUAAAACCAUACUUUCUACAGAAUAAUGUCAUAGUAAUUUUCCUUCAAUACAGUGUGUCUAAAUUUUGUCGACCGUGAAAAAAUGAUGUAAUGAAUUUGAGAGGAAAAA